Molecule: messenger RNA, 3406 nt
Organism: Pisolithus orientalis
Lineage: Eukaryota; Fungi; Basidiomycota; Agaricomycetes; Boletales; Pisolithaceae
Product: tRNA synthetases class I-domain-containing protein
Exons: 12
Coding region: 1-3231 (1076 amino acids)
Biological process (GO): isoleucyl-tRNA aminoacylation
Molecular function (GO): ATP binding; isoleucine-tRNA ligase activity; tRNA binding
Source: RefSeq, a predicted model, not a curated record
AUGUCGUUCCCUAGACACGAUAUAUCACAAUCGUUCAACUUCCCGAAGGAGGAGGAAAAAGUUAUUGAGUACUGGCGCCAGAUCGACGCGUUCCGGACCAGUUUGGAGUUAUCUGAAGGGAAGCCUGAGUACGUAUUCUUUGACGGGCCACCGUUUGCAACUGGAUUGCCCCACUACGGUCAUCUGUUGGCGGGUACCAUCAAGGACAUCGUCACUCGAUAUGCUCACGUCUCCGGUUAUCAUGUCACCCGUCGCUUUGGCUGGGACACUCAUGGUCUUCCGGUAGAGCAUGAGAUAGACAAGAAGCUUGGAAUCACUGGAAAAGAAGACGUGAUGCGUAUGGGCAUCGACAAAUACAACUCGGAAUGUCGCUCGAUCGUCAUGAAGUACGCAUCCGAAUGGCGCACGACGGUAGAACGCAUGGGGCGCUGGAUUGAUUUCGAUAACGAUUACAAAACUCUCAACACCACCUUCAUGGAAAGUAUUUGGUGGGCCUUCAACGAGCUUUGGAAGAAGGACCUGGUCUAUCGUGGCACUCGUGUGAUGCCUUAUUCUACCGGUUGCACCACCCCACUGUCGAACUUCGAGGCUGGAUUGGAUUAUAGGGAUGUCAAUGAUCCUGCCAUUACUGUUUCUUUCCCUCUCGUAGAAGAUCCCACGACAUCGCUCGUAGCAUGGACGACCACCCCAUGGACAUUGCCCUCAAAUCUCGGGUUGUGUGUACACCCGGAUUUUACUUACAUAAAAAUCCACGACGAAGAUAAAGGUGUCAAUUAUAUCCUUUGUGAAAAGCUCCUGGGGACGCUUUACAAGGAUCCAAAGAAGGCGAAAUUCAAGAAAAUUACCACCUUUAAAGGCUCGGAUAUGAAAGGCUGGAAAUAUGUACCGUUGUUCGAGUACUUCACUGAGCAGGGAACCCGAGCUUUCAAGGUAGUCACUGACUCUUAUGUGACGGAUGAAGACGGUACGGGCAUCGUUCAUCAAGCACCGGCCUUCGGCGAGGACGACCACCGCAUUGCCAUUGCAAACGGGAUUGUAGCGCCUGAAGAGUUGCCACCAUGUCCGCUAGACGACGUUGGUAGGUUCACUAAUCCUGUCACUGAUUAUUUGGGCCUGUACGUCAAGGAUGCGGAUAAGGAAAUUCAGAAGCAUUUGAAGGCAAAGGGACGACUUUUAGUGCAAUCAAAUACUAAACACUCUUAUCCGUUUUGUUGGAGAUCUGGAACACCUUUGAUUUACCGCGCUAUACCAUCCUGGUUCGUAAGGGUACAGCCUAUCAGGGACCAACUUGUUGCAAAUAACAGGGAGACUUUAUGGGUACCCCAGACAGUGGGAGAUAAUCGUUUUGGCAACUGGUUAGCCAGUGCGCGUGACUGGAACAUAUCCAGAAAUCGGUACUGGGGAACACCGUUACCCCUCUGGGUCAGUGAAGACUACGAAGAGAUCGUCUCAGUUGGAUCCAUUGCAGAGUUAGAGGCAUUGUCCGGCGUGACCGGAAUAACGGACCUACAUCGAGACAAGAUCGAUCACCUUACAAUACCCUCGAAGAAAGGCAAAGGCAUGUUGAGACGAGUGGAAGAGAUAUUCGAUUGCUGGUUUGAGUCUGGAAGUAUGCCGUACGCGCAGGUUCAUUAUCCAUUCGAAAAUAAAGAGUUCUUCGAGAAUAAUUUUCCCGGUGAUUUCGUUUCCGAGGGUAUUGACCAAACGCGAGGGUGGUUCUACACGCUCCUGGUGUUGUCAACCCACCUCUUUGGAAAAGCACCCUGGAAGAACUUGAUCGUUACCGGUCUUGUCCUUGCGGCUGAUGGCAAGAAAAUGAGCAAGAGCUUGCGAAACUAUCCUGAUCCUAAGCUUAUGUUCGAUGUCUACGGAGCGGACGCUGUGAGGAUGUUCCUUGUCAAUUCUCCUAUCGUCCGGGGUGACAAUCUUCGGUUCCGAGAGGAAGGGGUCCGGGAAGUGGUUUCGCGUGUUAUGCUUCCGUGGGUGAACGCAUGCCGUUUCUUCCUUGGACAAGCCAAUUUGUUGCAUAAGACUGCUGGCAUAGAGUUCAAGUAUAAUCCCCAAGUGCCGCUUUCAAAUAAUGUCAUGGACCGCUGGAUUCUCGCCCGCUGUCAAUCGUUGAUUCUUUUGUUCCGAACGGAGAUGGCGGCGUACAGACUUUAUACCAUCCUCCCCCGUCUGCUAGAUCUUGUAGAUGAACUGACAAACUGGUACAUCCGAUUCAACAGACGCAGGUUGAAAGGUGAAGAUGGUUCGGAGGAUGCCGUUACUGCGCUUAACACCUUAUUCGAAACUCUCUUCACCCUGUGUCGCACUAUGUCUUCAUACACUCCGUUCUUGACAGAGAACCUUUAUCAGGCUCUUCGCCCUUACUUGCCGGAAGAUCCGUCGGUCCCAGACCCCCGGUCCAUCCACUUCCUCAGUUUCCCCGAAGUGAAGCAAGAGUACUUCGAUGUUGAGAUUGAGAGACAAGUUCAGCGGAUGCAGGCUGUCAUCGAUCUUGCACGGAACAUUCGUGAACGACAUAAUCUAUCGCUGAAGACCCCCCUGAAGGCACUAUUGGUCUUUCAUCCCGAUGCGCAAUACAUAACGGACGUAUUAUCUCUCCAGCGGUACAUCCAAUCUGAACUCAACGUCCGCGACAUUGUUUUCACAUCUGACGAAACAAUGUCUGGUGUACGCUAUCGCGCAGUAGCAGACUGGGGUGUCCUUGGCCGUAGACUUCGCAAGGAUCUUGGACGUGUCAAAAACGCGCUUCCUAGUGUGUCAAGCGACGCCGUGAAAGCAUACAUCGACACGGGAAAAAUUACUGUUGACGGAAUCGAGCUCAUCACCGGUGAUUUGACCGUUCAGCGAUACCUCGAACUGCCACCCGCCUCCGAGGGCCAGUACGCUACACACACAGACAAUGACGUGGUUAUUCGACUGGACGUUCAAGUGCAUCCCGAGCUCAUGAGUGAAUGGCUUGCGAGGGAGUUCAUCAACAGAGUGCAAAAGCUGAGGAAGAAGGCCGGCUUGCAGGCAACAGACGACGUAGAAGUAUAUUACAGGUUCGAAGACGAUUCAGGUGUAGAGCUGUUGAAGGCACUUGAGGAACACGCAGAGAACAUCCAAAGGACCAUCAGGAGCACCCCGAGAAGUGCAGGAGAACGUAAUGGAGGUGACUUGAUUGCAGAAGAAGAGCAGGAGGUGGCAGAUGUUAAAUUCCGGCUAACGCUAGUAAAUCUGUGAGGAAAUUCUGGUUAGAUGAGUGCUGGAUACCCGUUGUGCGACUAGAAUACACUGAUUGUAAGGAGUAAACGUUAAUAUGCGCCGGAAGGAGGGUCCAACAUGACAGGGGAAGAACUGGUGAAGAGACAGGGUUAGUUCACUUCUUGGAAGACCCGAACCCCCCAAAGCCCAUAAG